Nicotiana tabacum (common tobacco) is the source of this 3513-nucleotide messenger RNA. The record is from RefSeq and is a predicted model, not a curated record. Lineage: Eukaryota; Viridiplantae; Streptophyta; Magnoliopsida; Solanales; Solanaceae.
CCCCCCAAUACCCCCAAAUAUUAUUAUCCAAUACAAUUUUUGUACAGAAGGGUCUCUACUCUUCCUAUUCAAGAAUUAGAAAAACACUCCACCCCACGUUGACCCCUACCCCUCCCCCACCCCCAAUCCCGCUCUCCUCCUGAAAUUUUUUCUUGGGGUCCCAAAUUUUGUCUACCCUUUUUUUGGGUCAUAAAUAUCUUCCCGCCUAAAGCAAAAACCAAUCGACACCCAUGUACACCACUUGCUUCCAUUUCGUUCAAUGGUUUUGGAUUUUACAAAAUGGCAGGGUGGUCGAAGAGAGUUGAUGGUUCAGGUCUAGAAAGUAUCAGGAUACCUGAAAUUGUUACAAUACUCGAUAAGCAGCUUCUUGUUAGUACUGAAGAUUUUAAGACUAAACUGUUAAAAGAGGUUAAUGGGUGUUUGUGUUUUAGGCCAUUUCCUCCAAUGCUUGGUGAUGGGAAGACAGUUGAUUUGUUCAAGCUGUACUUAGUUGUGAGGGAGAAAGGUGGGUACCAUAGGGUUUGUAGUAGUGGGUCUUGGGGUGUUGUUGCUAAAGAGUGUGGUUUUGAUUCGAGUUCUGGUUUGGCUUUGAAGUUGGUGUAUGUUAAGUAUUUAGAUGCAUUGGACAGAGCAAUGCUGAGUCUUGAGCAACCUGAUAAUAAUGAAAAGAGUGAGGUUAGGAAGAGUGGUGCCUCGGGUUUUAGUGGCGCUCGGAUGGACCUUGAGCUGGAUUUGAAGGAGGUUUUGAUGAAAAUUUCUGAUGAAAAGAAGAAAGGUGAGGUAUAUGCAAAUAUUGACAUGAGCAAUGGUGUUGAGGUCCAGGAUUUUGUUGGUUUGAUUAGAUGUUCAGAGAAUUUUGUUGGAAAGCAAAGUUUGGACCACAAUGAUUGUAAUGUAAAGGGAAUGGAUGAAAGAAUGAGUGUUGUUUAUGAUGAAGAAGAUUCCAAGUUUGUGAAAAGAAAUGGAGACGUUCAACGUGAUACAGAUGACAUCGGGCUAACAAAGUCUAGUGAGGAUGAGGAUGAUGGCAUUACUAGGAAGAGGAAGUAUAGUGAUGAAAAGAUGAGCGUCGGUUAUGAUGAAGAACAAUUGAAGUCUGUGAACGGAAACAGAGACUUUCAGUGUGGCGGAGAUGACAUCGGGCUGACAAAAUCUAGUGGGGAUGAAGAAGAUGACAUUACUAGGAAGAGGAAGCGAGAGUCUUACUUGGAUAUGCUUAAGUGGGUUACUGAACUUGCAAAGGAUCCUUGUGAUCCUGCCAUUGGUCAUCUGCCGGAAAGAUCUAAGUGGAAGUCUUAUGGGAAUGACGUUGUUUGGAAGAAGGUUCUUUUGUUAAGAGAGGAAAUGCUUUUGGAAAGAAAUGUGGACUCAAGUACUCAGUACUCUAUAUGGCAGGUACUUCAUUUCUCCUGUGUAUUGCAACUCCAUUUUUUUUGGUGAUUUACUAGAUAAAGUAAUUCAGUUGUGUAGCUGCGGUGGAAUAUCCUGCAUUUUUAUUAGUUGAUGGCUUAAUGCUGUAGUCGAUAGGGCCAUCAUAUAACUUCUUUUCAUCCAUAUCUGUUGCAUUUUGCUCAGUAUAUCUGCUAGAUUAUCAGAAGACGUUUUCAAAUGCUUUCUUUUGGGGUAUGCAAUGGUUCAAGAACAAUGUUAGGUCUGAGUAAGGAUUUCUAGAUUUUCAGGGAAGAUGGAAUAUAGAAGGGUGGAGGACAGCAAUAAACCCAUGACUCUUAAAUUCAUCUUUAGCUGGUGAUGCAAGGUCUACUUUUACUUGUUGCAGACAAAUUUAAGUUUACAUGUGCAAUGCAUUAUUUUAUCAGAUAUAAUUUUAGAGGUCUAAUAAUAGCUUGGAGAGAGAAGGAACUAUUUACACAAAUUAAGGUUCAUAUGAACUCCUUUUUAUUUUUUAAUGAAUAUUCCCCUUUACUGACUUUCAUAGUCAAUUUGGCCUUUCAAAAAUGCUGUUAUGAGAAAUUGUGAUUUUAUAUGAUUAAAUGGCAAAAUAGCAAAGUAUGAUUUACUAUUCAGUCUUUACCAAUUCAGUUGUACAUGUAAGAUGAUUUGUAAACUGUUCAGUAUUUGUCGAGAAACAUGCGUAAUAUUUUUACUUUUGUGUCACAGAAUAGUAGAAUAGAUGAUAAAGUUUUGUUAAGAAGAGAAAAGUGGGAUGGAGAACUUUUUGUGUUAUUUAAAAUGUAGUUAUACUUCUCAUUGUAAAUGGACAACAUUGUGGUACAGCUCAGAAAGGAAAGUACGACAAAUAUUUCAGUACAGGAGUAUAUUAUAGAUUAAUAGAUGAUUUUAUAAUUUCCAAAUGUGCUUGUAUUUAUGUUAAAGUCUGUUCAACUACUAACAGGGAAAAUUAGUAAAUGUUUUAGGACGAGGAUUGUGUAUUUCUAUGGUGGGAAAGACUACUUGAAGCAUUUGAAAAACUCAAGUUUAGUUUGUAUCCAAUUUGUCAUGUUGAGAUUAUGAGGAAUUUGGGAAGUCUUUGAAAUUGGUUUUAUAAGUUUAUUUGUUCGUAUGUCCCAUUCACCUUUCCUUUUUCUGGGGGAUUUGGGAAGAGGGAAAUGGAUGUUGAUAAUUCUUGAUCUUCUGUUUUCAGUAAUGACAUUGACCCUCUUAGAAGAAUGCUAGAAAAUAUCCAUUUUUAAUAGUAGGAGUUAAUAUGUCAAUGAGUGUGUUUGGAAACUUAUCGAUAUGCUCAAUAUUCUAAUAUGGACCCUUGCUUCUAAAUAUAUGGACGGUAGAUCAUUGAGAACCAACGAAAUACCCAGCCUAAAAUCUAUACUUAUGUCCCUAGUCCACAUUAUAGGUUUUGCUUCUAUUUGCUGCUUUAAGUGUAGGAUUUAGUAAGAUCAAGGAGAGAUUUCUAGCAAUAUUCAACUUGAACAGAUUCAAGAAAUUUUAAAUUCUCGGAUGCUGAGUCGAAAAGUUAUAAUAAUUCUGGUGGCUGCAAAGCGGCACUUUAGUAGAAGUACCUUAACUCUAGUAAAGGAGAUGCAGUUAAUAAAAUACCACUUGUACGUAUGUUCCUGUCACAUUCAAUCUCAAACCCAUCUAAUCACCAAAAAAACUCUCUCCGUAUAAGAAAACAUUCUCAUACCAGUUUCAGAGAUCCAUGGCUUCUGAAAAUAUUUGACUAGGUAGAAGAUCAUGCCAUCAUGGAGUUUGUGCAGGCAUUUCUUUUUGGUAAUUAUACUCAAACUAGAGCUUUGGUGCAAAGUUGGAUACAAUGGUAUCAUAACAUCAUUAAAAUUGAGUUUACUAAAUAUGAAACUUUUGAAAUUUGGAAAUGGUAUAUUGAAUACUUUAUGAUGUGUCCAGUGUUGUGAAGAGCGUGAAGCGAGAAAAAGCGACAAACCCCAUUUCGCUUAAAGCGAGAAGCGAAGCGCUCGCUUUUUUGAAGUGAAGCGAAAUUUAAAAUAAAUAAAUAAAUAAAGAUUGCAUAGACAACAUAUGUAAUUGUAAGCAAAUGUUCAAUACUUCAAUGUAAAAACUAAAUAGUAGCAUCAA